AUGCGCGACUUUUGCGACAUGUUUCCGCGGAUCCCGUAUCUGGAAAUCGAGCAAGUUUUGAGAAAAUAUGAUGGGGAUGUGUCGGCAACCCUGAAUGAACUGCUUUUCGAGGUAAAACAUGGGUUUUUGGGGGAAAAGGAGAAUUUUUGGCUGAAAUUAGCGCGCCACGUGGCAAAAAUUCGUCCAAAUUUCAAUUUUUACAAGAAAAACCAUUUUUAGCGUGAAAAAUGAAAAAAACAAGAAAAACACUUUUUCCUUCAAAAAUGUUUAAAAAAAAGCAAAUUUUGCUCCAAAAUCGCCACGUGGCAAUUAAUUUGAAUUCCAUGUGUUAAUUUUAAUUAAAAUUCCACGUUUCAAGUGUCAAUUCUCAUACGAAAAACUAUUUUUUAGCCUGAAAAAUGAAAAAAAAACCAAGAAAAACUAUUUUUCUUGGGCUUUGGUGGGAAAUUUUGCUCCAAAUCGCCACGUGGCAAUUAAUUUAAAUUCCAUGUGUUAAUUUUAAUUAAAAUUAAAAUUCCACGUGUCAAUUUUCAUACGAAAAUCAAUUUUUAGCCCGAAAAUUCGAAAAAAAACGAAAAAACAAGAAAUUUUUCGAAAAAAAAAGUGGGCGGAGUCACCUCACACACAAACCCUAGCAGCACGCGCAACCAGCCAGGUGUCGGCGGCGGCGCCAAUAGACCUUCCCGUCGUUUCCAAUUUUCGCUGAGACCAUACUAUACAGAAUCAUUUCUGCAGUAUGUAUCUCGUAAUUCCCAUUUAUCUGGUAAUGAUGCCAACUGCGAUGAACGGGGUGACGAGCGGAUUGCGAGCGUGAAACAGUCCAGGCUUUCUGGACUUGAUGACCGCGCAAGCCUGAAAUAUUUUGGACUUGUAGUGAUCUGCUCCUCUGAGCAGUAUGAUUUCCAGAAAUCUCCAACUUCUUCUGAGACUCAAGCAAAUCCCGAAGAUCGCAAGCGCGCCCUAAAGCAACAUCUCAAAUUCCUGCAAAAUCUCCUGGAUACUGUAACCGACAUCGAUUUGGCGCGAAGCUACGAAGAUCAACAAUUGGCAUGUCUUCUCGAGUUACGUGAACUUCAGAAAAAAUAA
This is a messenger RNA of Caenorhabditis angaria, 1086 nucleotides long. Lineage: Eukaryota; Metazoa; Nematoda; Chromadorea; Rhabditida; Rhabditidae. The record is from the annotation of a GenBank genome assembly.